GUUGUUAUUACAGAAAGUGUGAACAUGGACGACGGUAUCAUAGCGACUACGUCCAAAACUGUUUAUAAUUUCAUCUACGACUUCGUGAACAACAAUUACGACUCGGAAAUAGACGUAAGGAACACCACCUUUUUGCCGUGGUCUGUGGAAAUAGAAGAAGAUUCACUUCUCCACAAUGCCAGGCUAUUUUACUCGUACUGUACCCCGUUCAUUAUCGUUUUGGGAUUAUUCGGAAACAUUCUCUCCUUGUGCGUGUUCCUGUCGAAGAACUUGCGGAGCCUUUCGGCUAGUACGUAUCUGGCCGCUUUGUCUAUUGCAGACCUCCUAACCCUAGUGUUCUACGUCACAGUAGAAUGGCUCAGGCGAGGACUAGUGUACCUGGAUCCCAACAUGAAGAGCAGGAUUCGAUUCUUUGACGAAGAAGUUGUGUGUCAGUUCCAGCUGUAUAUGUCGUAUGUGUCGCGGCUUUCAUCUGCGUGGAUUGUCGUCGCCUUCACUAUGGAGCGCUACAUUGGCGUUUGUUGGCCAUUAUUAAGAAAGGACAUCUGCACCAAACGCGGGACAAAACGGGUUAUUGGCUGGUUAAUCGCAUCCUCAUCAGUUGUUGUGCUGUAUAAACCAAUCCUGAGCGCAAUCUACGUCAGUGCGGAGGGAAACCACUACUGCACAACUGACAAAGAUUACGGCUUCCUGGCCUUCAUUCUGGACAGUAUAUACGCCAUUUUGAUCACAAUGGUUCCGUUCUUGAUCAUAUCCGUCCUCAACAUCCUCAUUGUACGUAAGCUUCUGAGACGAAACAAGCGGCAGCAGAACCAUAGCAUCGUCACAAAGGAGAGUCUCAUUCGAUUGGAAUUCACCAUCAUUUUAUUGGUAGUGUCGUUCUGCUUUGUCGCCUUUAACGUACCAUUUUUUGCGGUGUGGCUGCGGAACUUUCUACACUCCAAACAUGUCUCUAGUGUUGAUGUCUUAACCAUGUACGAGAACCCGGAUGUAGAGUAUUGGCAGGGAAUUUUAUACAUAACAAGGACCAUUUUCUACAUGAAUUAUUUCGUCAAUUUUUUCUUGUACAUCAUCGCGGGUGCUUACUUUCGGCGGGAAGUCAGGAUGUUGUUUUCCCGCCAUUUUCAAGAUCACUCGUACUCUCGUUGUUCUGUCCGUCUGUACUCUCGCUCAAACGUGCAGACUCCUCAGUCAUAUUUGUGAGACAACUAAUUGAGUCAUUUGAUCCGAGAACUCAGAUUCUAUUGAAAUGUAUAUGCAGACAUACUGAUGUUAUUAGGUGUUUUGUACUGUGCACAAAGAUCGUGUUUUUAAUUAGUGUCUUGAAUGUACAUGUAUACGCAUAGAAUUCCCCUAUAAUCAAAGAAUCUGUUUACGAUAGUAAAAACACAGCAAUAUUGACUCAAUUAUACUGACAUCGCAAACAAAAUAAUUAUAUGUAUAUUUAUGCUUCAUUUUACAUUAAAAGAAAAUGAAAGGGGGCGACCUAAGAUGGACCCAAAACGGGGAAUGGGGUUUUAAAAAUGCUGACCAAAGGUAGGAGGGUGGGGGUUGCAACGCGCGUAAUUUCCUUUAAAUUAUAUAGUAAAUUGAUCGAAUUUUUUUUCAACUAGGUAAUUUUUCUAAGUUGUCAAUAAACCAAUGUUGUAACAGUACUUUCAGUAAUUGAGAAUUUUUUGUAGUUUUUCUUCCUUGAUUUUGAGACAAAGACUGCAUGCAUUAAGCCACGGGCGAACAAAUUUCUUGGUAAUACACUCGACCCGACGUGUUAAAAUUUCCGCUAAAUAAAAUCUACAGCCCUAAGAACAUAAUCGUGUAAUUUUUGUAAAUCUUCUAAAGAACAACAGGGCAUUGAUUAGUCAUGCAUCUUCUAGUAUUGCAAACUUAAGUUUGUUCAAAUCAUGGCUGGGUCACGAUAUAGGGAUAGGGGUAAAAGUUUUACAUGGGAAUAUAUAACAAGAGGCCCAUGGGCCUAGAAUCGCUCUUCUGAUACAUUGUAGAACAGGCAAAAAUUCUCACUAACCAAGAUUCAUCAAUUAACAAAGUUUGAUGAUGUUAAGUCAAAUAGUACCUGAAAAUUUAAAUGUAACUGUCCAAAAGUAGGUCACAGUGACCUACUUUUUGUCGACUCACUGAAGACUCAAAAUGCAUCAACUGACAAGUCAAAUAGUAUUCAAAUAUAUCGGACAAAUUCCAAAAGAAGGCCACAGUGACCUACUUUUUGGUCGACACACUCCAAAGACUCAAGACCCAUCAGCUGACAAAGUUUGAUGAUUGGAAGUCAAAUAGUAUCUGGAAUAUUCAAAUAUAGCCGUCAAAAUCCAAAAUAGGUCACGGUGACCUACAUUUUAGUGAACACACUCCGAAGUGACUAAAUGCAUGUCACACGAAAUUGAACAUCAAUUUCAUUAGUACUGUCAUAUAAGGAAGUACAUUGGCAAAUGUAAAUAUAGUACAUUGAUUUAACCAUAAGUUCAUCAAUCCAACAUUUGACAAAAUACCUUUAACAUUUACUACCCAAUUUUUACAGUUCUGUUUACUACUCAUUUCAUCAUACAUAUAGUAUGACUUGGCAAAGGCACCGUCCCUUGGUACCCCCUGUAUUCGUGACAACAUUUUAUAAUAUUGUUUCAUUUUCCUACCCAUGUAACAUCCUUGUUGUACAUCGCAUUUUCAAUCUACUAUAAGCCAACUCAAGACCAAUAUCAAUAUAGAAAUGGUAUACAUCUGUUUAUCGUGUUGUGUAGUUCUAUUUAAUUGUAUACAAUACUCAUGUAAGCUGUCUUGAAUAUAUAACAUCUGUAUAUGGUAUGCAUGUGUACAUAUUGUGGUAUCAUGUAUUUAUUUUUGUGUAUACUAUAAAUAAGCUGUCUUAAACACUUAGGGUACAAGACUGCCAGUCUGAUGGACUUGGCUCAGGCACCGUCCCUUGGUACCCUCUGUGCUUGUGACAACAUUUUAUUAUAUUGUUUUACUUUACUUCCCAUAUAGCACACUUAUUGUACAGUACAUUUCCCAUCAGUAUUGUGAUGAGAAUUCAAUACCUAUGUCAAUGUAGAAACCCUUAACGUGUAUAUGGUGCACAUGUGUAAAUUGUAUCAUGUAGUUACAAUGUUUAAUUGUUAAUCUGUAUAUGCCCCCUGAGGGCCCUUGAUUGGUGAAUAAAUAAAUAUUAUUAUAUAGUCAUAACAUGAUUUUAAGAUACAA
Messenger RNA from Ostrea edulis (European flat oyster), 3207 nucleotides. Its product is annotated as probable G-protein coupled receptor 139. The record is from RefSeq and is a predicted model, not a curated record. NCBI's taxonomy places the organism in Eukaryota, Metazoa, Mollusca, Bivalvia, Ostreida, Ostreidae. Gene Ontology annotation, molecular function: G protein-coupled receptor activity. Bases 25 to 1203 code for a protein of 392 amino acids. Gene Ontology annotation, cellular component: plasma membrane. The transcript has a single exon. Gene Ontology annotation, biological process: G protein-coupled receptor signaling pathway.